Paramuricea clavata is the source of this 1747-nucleotide messenger RNA. NCBI's taxonomy places the organism in Eukaryota, Metazoa, Cnidaria, Anthozoa, Malacalcyonacea, Plexauridae. The record is from the annotation of a GenBank genome assembly.
CUACCAUUAAAUGACUGUCAGCGAGGACAAUAUUGCCACCCGUAUACCACCUGCACAAGUCUGUGAUUUAGGCGUUGUCACAGAUACAAAAUGGCUUUAAAUAUAGCUUUAAAUCCUGACUAAUUUCGCUCAUACGAUGGCUUGUUGCGGUGGCGGUUAUCCGGAAGAUCGUUUUCAAACUUCAGUCGAUAAGAAUUUCUUAUGUCCAAUCUGUACGGAUGUAUUGAAAGACCCAGUACAAUGCCACAACCAACACCUUUUCUGUAGAGCCUGUAUAACAGAGCAUCUGAAGAAUUCCCAGACGUGCCCCGUUUGUAUGGAAAAACUCACGGAAGAAGCGUUAUCCAAGCCACCAAGAAUUGUGACAAACAUUCUCGAUGGUUUGAUGAUCAAUUGCGACAACAAGGAACGAGGCUGUGUUGAAUUGGUCGAGCUUGGCCUUCUUGAAGCUCACAUUUCCGUGUGCGAGUAUAAACCUGUAACGUGUCCUAACGAAAGAUGCGAGGCUGUUGUAAACAUGGCAGAUUUAGAGGAACACACGAGCGAGGUUUGUGAAUACAGACAAGUAUUUUGCGAAGAAUGUGAUGAGAACAUGUCUCUCAAGAAAUAUAGAAAACAUGGCUGUUUAAUAAGCAGAGAUGUUCAGACAAUCAAGGGAGAAUUGUUUCAAGUGCAACAUCAAGUUAAAGAAAUUUUUAACACGCAGAAAGAAAUGCUCGAAGUAAUCCGAAGUCUUACAACCACUGUUAAUAAAAGGAGCACAGGAAAAGUGAAAGCAAUGCCCAGACGUGACACAAAACCACAAGGGAACAUUGUUGUCAUUGGUGGACAAAUUGGUAUUACGAUGAGCAGCAGUUGCCUCAAUUCUGUUCAAGCGUACUCCCUGGCCAAUCAAACGUGGAUCAAACUACCACCAAUGCAACAAAAAAGAGCAGCUGCAACCGCACAUUUCCACAAUGGCCGAGUCAUGGUUAUUGGGGGGUUUUGUGGUGUGCGCAGUGUAACUAGGACUAUAGAGUACAUCGAAAUCCCUGAAGAAUUUCAAGGCAGAAGUCAGCCAGAGGUAACCAAUAGAGCUUACCAAGAUGAACUUUCUUCACUUCAAUGCCAACUGCCGUUGGAAUGCUGUGGUCACAAGACAACCAUCCUAAAUGAUCAUCUGUGGCUUGUUGGAGGCUGUGACACUGAUAAUCAAGGGCAGUCCUCAAACACCAUUUCCAUGACACCUAUUCACUCAACUGGUACCUUCCAGAUCAAGUGCAGAAUGCCAAAACCACUUUCCUACCAUGCGUUGGAAGUAGUUGACAAUGAAAUUCUAAUCAUGGGAGGAUCAACAACUGGUAUGGCAGAUGAUGUUGUUAGCACUGUUUUGUCAUACAAUACAGUCACUAAUGCGCUCAGAGAAGUGCACCCACUUCCAUUUCCGAUGGCUGAUAUGGCAACUGUUAAACAUGGUGAUGAUGUAAUCAUUAUCGGAGGAAUAAAGAAGGAUCGUGAGUAUUUGAACACAGUUUUCAAGUACAACCAUAAGAAGCGUAUAUGUGAGCAAUUACCAGGAAUGAAACACAAUAGAGGAGAAUGUGCCGCUGUUCUUUCUGGAAACAAAGUGUUCGUGAUGGGCGGGUGCAAUGACAAGCAAGGAUGCUUAAGUUCUGUUGAAUGCUUUGAUCUUGAGCGUCAGGUUUGGCAUGAACUUCCAUCCAUGAGUGAAGCAAAAUAUAAAAUAGCUGCAGUUUUAGUGCCUUAA